This is a messenger RNA of Exophiala bonariae, 3096 nucleotides long. RefSeq lists its product as uncharacterized. Gene Ontology annotation, molecular function: protein kinase activity; ATP binding. Gene Ontology annotation, biological process: protein phosphorylation. The record is from RefSeq and is a predicted model, not a curated record. NCBI's taxonomy places the organism in Eukaryota, Fungi, Ascomycota, Eurotiomycetes, Chaetothyriales, Herpotrichiellaceae. The coding region runs from base 1 to 3096 and encodes 1031 amino acids. The transcript is spliced from 6 exons.
AUGGCCCUCAGCGCCAGACCUACCCACCUCCAGAAGCCAACGCAUAGCCCAAGGUACACUGCAUCCGAAGUGGCCAAAAUAUUUCACGAUAAAAUCAAAGAAUUGACGGUCACUCCUCAUUGCAGCAAAUGUGCUGGUUGCGGCCGGCCUUACAUUCAAGUGGAGGAACUGCGGACCUGGCUGAAAGAGAAAUGGUCAACGCACAUAGACAGAUCUUGGGCCGAUUUGUGCUUAGAAGCCUCCAAUCAGGGAAACAAGGCCGGCUCCUUAUCUCUGAGUGAUAUCGACGCGCCAGGAAGUGGCUGUCUUUUGGUAUUUAGUAUUUUACACGAUAUUGGUGCCCCCAGCCUGAUUCGAAAAUUUCAACGUCAAGGCCUGAUAGAUAGGAAACUACCGAUCAAUCUAUCGGAGCUGGAGAACGAACUCAGCCAGCUAGGAAUCGACAACGCAACCAUCUUGGCUGGAAAAUUUGAUGAGCGACAAUGGGCAUUCUGUCCUGCGACAUUCGACUUGUCAAGCACGAUUGCUUGCAAAAGAACUACAGUUCUGCCAAUCUGUAGGAGGGAAAUACUUAGUACUAAAGGUGGGACAGCUCUUCUAUGGCAGAUAGCUGUACAAGAAGAAUUCAUUGGUCCGAGUCUUCGAGAACAAUCGGCCAAAUCUAAAUUCAAGGACCCGAAAUUUGGCACAUGUUAUCAAUUCGUGCUCAAAACUUUUCGCGAUGACCAUGCGGCAUAUUUCAAGGAUGAAUGUGACGCAUUCUGGGCUUUACGUGAGCAUGACGGUAUGAUUAAAUACCUCGGGGACUUUUCCCAUCCAAACGAUUCAAGCUGUCAGUUCGAGCAAGACAUUGGCUUAAGAAGGUUCAAUGAGUCUGGUAGUAUUCGGGACAAGGCCACGAUAGAGAGGACGGAUACUACAACAGAGUAUAUUGGCAGAAUGAGCACCAAUAUACUCCUUGAAUGGGGUGAAGCGGACCUUGAAGACUUUUUUGCCGAACGCCAGCCACCCGUGUUCAAAUCCGAAGUCGCAAUCUUUUGGAAGGAGUUAUUUGAGGUUGCGGAUGCACUUCGAAGAAUGCACAAUUUUACGAACAAGAAUGGUCAUCAAUUUGAUGGGUGGCAUGCAGAUAUUAAGCCAGAUAACAUUCUUCGAGUGCAGUCAAGCUUCAAGCUCAGUGAUCCAGGUUUUGCAAAGUUUCUGCCAAAGAAGCCAAACAAUAAAACACAGAUUGCUGGUGGGGCACCUGAAUGGGAUCUUAGUCAAGACACUGGAGAUCCUGUUCCUCAGGCGAUCGAUAUCUGGUCACUGGGCUGUGUUUUCUCCGUUGCCGCAACCUGGAUUGCUCUAGGAUUUCAGGGCAUCCUUGUAUAUGAAAAACUCCGAGAGAUCGCAAUCAAGGCUAGCCUGGCAGCUCCUCGUGGUGAGCAAUCUCACCACCCACAAUAUCGACGGCACGAUAAGACAAGGCCAGAAGCCGACUAUUUUCAUGAUGGAUCAGAUGUCUUGGGUGCGAUUGAUCAGUGGCACACAGCCGUCCGUCAAUACGUACCAAGCAGCGACACUAUAACACCAAAGGUUCUCGACUUAGUCAGCAAACGUAUGCUGCUAGGAAACCCGGAGAACCGCAUCAGCGCCGCCGAUCUGUGUGAUCAAUUAUCUCUAAUAAUUGGGAGUUGUCUCGAGGAGGACGAAUUUAUCGCGUUUCCCAAUGCGCAGAAAGCCUUGAAGGAAGUUCAAACCCAAAAUGAGAAACUUCAAUCUCAAGGUAUUCCUCGACCUAGCAGUCAGGAGACCGGUUCUAUUCAAGGCCGCGCAGCUAGAGACUAUCGGAAAUCAUACAACGUGCACAUGGCACGAAUACGGUCGGAAUACGCUGGUGGCGCUUCAGUAGCGCCUGUCUGGCCUUCAACUUCCCUCUCGCAUUCUAGGGCUCAUGAUUUCCGAGCUGGACCAACACCCAGUCUACUUGGACCUGCCCCACCGAGUACCGGGUUGCUCUCAAGCGUGUCUUCGAUAAGCCAGCUCGGAGCCUCUGCUUACCAGCAAGAUAUGAAUCUCAGAGAACGACCGAUAAGCGCACAUAUUGGGCGAACCCUAACAACGAGACAGCAUAUCCCGCAGGAUGUUUUCCAAGCGCGACAAGAAUUGGAGGACCAAGUUGCAGAAGAGAAAAGGAAUUUCACCGCCAGGUUGAGUCGAAUGGUGACAACUAAUCGCAAGAAGGAUCCAUUUUUGGCUGAAUUUUUCGAACACCGAGAUAUCAUAUUUGUUGCAGACAAUGCGGGAAGUAUGGUUGGCUCAUGGCCACAGGCCACGGAACUAGUCGAUGUCCUCGCGAGGAAAGCCCAAAAUCUGGACGAUAAUGGAAUGGAUCUAUACCUCACUCACACAAGCGGGAGGCCGAAUGCAGUUUUGAGCCCACGGAAAAACGGACCUACUGUGCGAACUCCUACCUCCCCGAAAGUUGACGGCAAAAACACUGCAACCAAGUUCAAAGAGGCCAUGAAGUCUGCUGACUCGCUCCCUGUCUCUGGAAAGAAAACAGACAUGAGCUUGCUAUUGGGGUAUCUUCUCGAUGGAUAUAUCAAGCAUCUCAAAGAUGUCGGUAUUAACAAAGCCAAAAAGCAGACGAUUAUCGUCCUUACCGAUGGUAAGUGGGCUCUAGAGCCUGUAUCUGAAGCUAUCAAAAAAUUUGUCGAUGAGUGGAGAGGGUUGGAUCGUGAAAACAUCAAAAGCCGUUCAAUGGGAAUCCAGUUUGUUCAAUUCGGUGACGAUCCAAUUGCAACCUGGGGUUUGGAAUACUUGGACAACAAGCUGGAAUCUGAAGGCAUUCCGGACAUUGUUGACACGGAACCAUCUCUUGGUGAUGUGUACAAAAUGCUUUUGGGAAGUUUCAUAGCAGACUAUGAUGAACGUAGUAGUUCAGUGGCGAGAUCGCUACCGGACCCUGCAAUAUCGUCGCCUCCUCAAGCAAUUUCGCCACCUAUGCCAUCAUCGCCCUCCCCAACACCUAAGAUCAUGUUGUCCGAGCAUUCUACAAACAAUAUACGGAUGUCGCCAACUCAUAUGCAACACUCGGAUCCAUUCUCAUGA